Zalophus californianus (California sea lion) is the source of this 4090-nucleotide messenger RNA. It is a transcript of the gene NRBP2, whose product is annotated as nuclear receptor binding protein 2. Gene Ontology annotation, cellular component: endomembrane system; cytoplasm. The record is from RefSeq and is a predicted model, not a curated record. Gene Ontology annotation, biological process: endoplasmic reticulum to Golgi vesicle-mediated transport; intracellular signal transduction; protein phosphorylation. The coding region runs from base 389 to 2002 and encodes 537 amino acids. Lineage: Eukaryota; Metazoa; Chordata; Mammalia; Carnivora; Otariidae. Gene Ontology annotation, molecular function: protein serine/threonine kinase activity; ATP binding. The transcript has 17 exons.
GGGGUUCUGCCCGGGCGAGCCCUCGGGUAGGGCGUGGCCGUAGGCGGGGUGGGCGUGGCCUUCGUCGUCGGGCGGGACAGGGCGUGGCUUUGCCAGAGAAUGGGCGGGGCCCGGGCUGGGCGCGGCGCGGGGUCUGCCCUCCGCCGGGAUUCUCCAUUAGGGCUUUGGCCCGAAGCGGCGGCCUCGGAGGGGCGGGCGGGUUCUACUCCCCGGCCGGCCGCGCGCCCGCGCCUCCCAAUUCCAGGACCAGGGUGGGGGCUCGAGGCGGCGGCCGGCGGCUUCGCUCCUGCCUGGACGUCUGGGCGCGGGGCCAGGGCAGGCGGGGAGCGGCGGCGGCGGCGUGGGGCCGCGGAUCCCACGGAGGGCGGCGGCCUGGGCCGGCUGAGCCAUGGCGGCCCCGGAGCCGGCGCCGAGGCGGGGCCGGGAGCGGGAGCGGGAGGAUGAGAGCGAGGACGAGAGCGACAUCCUGGAGGAGAGCCCGUGCGGCCGCUGGCAGAAGCGGCGAGAGCAGGUGAACCAGGGGAACAUGCCAGGGGUCCAGAGCACCUUCCUGGCCAUGGACACAGAGGAGGGGGUGGAGGUGGUGUGGAAUGAGUUGCACUUCGGGGAUAGGAAGGCCUUCGCGGCCCAUGAGGAGAAGAUCCAGACCAUGUUUGAGCAGCUGGUGCUGGUAGACCACCCCAACAUUGUCAAGCUGCACAAAUACUGGCUGGAUGCCUCAGAAGCCCGGGCGCGGGUGAGCCACGGGCACAGGCACACCACAGGGUGGGAUGUGGCCACAGCUGGGGUGGGGGAUGGGGGGUGGUGGCAGGGACCCGCCUGCAGUUGGCGGAGCCCGCCCGCCCCGCAGGUCAUCUUCAUCACAGAGUACGUGUCAUCGGGCAGCCUCAAGCAAUUCCUCAAAAAGACCAAGAAAAACCACAAGGCCAUGAACGCACGGGCCUGGAAGCGCUGGUGCACGCAGAUCCUGUCUGCACUCAGCUUUCUGCAUGCCUGCAGUCCCCCCAUCAUUCACGGGAACCUGACCAGUGAUACCAUCUUCAUACAGCACAACGGCCUCAUCAAGAUUGGCUCUGUGUGGCACCGCAUCUUCUCCAAUGCGCUCCCAGACGAUCUCCGAAGCCCGAUCCGUGCUGAGCGUGAGGAGCUCCGGAACCUGCACUUUUUCCCGCCAGAGUAUGGUGAGGUUGCCGAUGGCACUGCUGUGGACAUCUUCUCCUUUGGGAUGUGUGCACUGGAGAUGGCUGUGCUGGAGAUCCAAGCCAAUGGAGACACCCGGGUCACAGAGGAGGCCAUCACUCGUGCCAGGCACUCACUGAGCGACCCCAACAUGCGGGAGUUCAUCCUCUCCUGCCUGGCCCGGGACCCCAGCCAUCGGCCCUCUGCCCACAACCUCCUCUUCCACCGCGUGCUCUUCGAAGUGCACUCGCUGAAGCUCCUGGCAGCUCACUGCUUCAUCCAGCACCAGUACCUCAUGCCUGAGAAUGUGGUGGAGGAAAAAACCAAGGCAGUGGACCUGCACGCAGUCCUGGCAGAGAUCCCCCGGCCGCCCCGGCCCCCGCUGCAGUGGCGGUACUCGGAGGUCUCCUGCUUGGAGCUUGACAAAUUCCUGGAGGAUGUCAGGAAUGGGAUCUACCCGCUGAUGAACUUUGCGGCGGCUCGGCCCCUGGGGCUGCCCCGUGUGCUGGCCCCACCCCCUGAGGAGGCGCAGAAGGCCAAGACCCCGACGCCAGAACCUUUUGACUCGGAGACCAGAAAGGUGAUCCAGAUGCAGUGCAACCUGGAGAGAAGUGAGGACAAGGCCCGCUGGCAUCUUACUCUGCUUCUGGUGCUGGAGGACCGGCUGCACCGGCAGCUCACUUAUGACCUGCUCCCAACCGACAGUGCCCAGGACCUUGCCACCGAGCUGGUACACUAUGGCUUCGUUCACGAGGAUGACCGGACCAAGCUGGCUGCCUUCCUGGAAAGCACCUUCCUCAAGUACCUUGGAGCUCAGCCGUGACCUCGCACCCCAGCCCCCAGGGACCAGCCCUGGCCGCCCACACGGGGAAGCUCAGCAUUGGGCCAGGGCUCAGGGGACCAGGGGCUGAGCUCUGCUUACAUGCUUGGGGGCUAAUGACCAAAUGCCUGCUAGUGAGGAACUUCUGCCUUCCAUAGCUUUCAAGGAGGCCCUGGAGUGGGGUGGGGGGGUGGGUGCAUUUGGGGUCCAUCAGGGGGUGAAGGAGCCUGGGUUGGGGGUCAGGGGAGUAGUUAGGCCCCACAUGUCCUUAGGAUAGGAUUCCCCCACCUAGCCAGCUUCCACAACUCGCAGUUCCUUCCCAUAUUGUCCAUUUCCUGGCCAAGAGUUCUUUCCCACCCCAAGAUAUCUGGUCAGUGAUUGAGCCUUCAGCAUGGGGGAGGCUGCCCUGCAGGGAGCCAGAGUGUGGGGGUGGGGGAUCAGUCCUGGACAGAUGCCUGCCCAGGGAAAUGCUCCACACCCUGUUGGAACCACAGACCCACGUCGGGAACCCCCACAUUAAGCCAGUGGUACCAUACCUGCAGGCGUCAGGCACAAUGCUGGGCACUAGGCAGGGCCACGACCUGGCAGGAGAAGCAGAUGGCAGAGACACUUCAAGAGUCCCCAACCCGACAUGGCUCCUGCACAGCCCUCCAGCCCCUGCCCAGUGCAGACCCAUCUUGGAGCCCUCUGCUGACUUUCCACUGCUCUGGGACAGGGACCUGCCACUCCCUCUGCAGACUGUUCUGGCCCCUGCAGCCCUCUCCAUAGGGCUAUUUUCUCUCCCACAUUCCUGGGCCUGGAGGGGUUGGGUUUAGGCAUCCUCCUUGCUCCUCGAUGUGCCUCCUCUCAAAUUCACUACCCCCCAUGUAACGUCACUCACCCCCUCCUGUGGCAGCUGCCUCCCAAGUCCUGAGAAUGUCAGCCCCUGACUCCCUGUCUCUCCCACUCAGCUCCCUCCCACCCCUCAUUGUCCUAGCCUCUUCUCUCCUGGGCCACCUCCCAUCCAUCUUCAAAUUGAGUUAAACGUUCUUCAGCAUUUUAAAUUGCAUGUAUAAACUUAGUGCAUUCAGGUUCCUUUUGAAGUAUUUCUAUUGUCAGACCAGGAAAGCUCACCACUGUGUUACUUCUCUUGUUGUUAUAAGAAUUUACCACAAACUUAGUGGUUUAAAACACCACAAAUUUAUCAUAGUUCUGCAGGUCAAAAAUCUGGUACAUGUCUCACCAGACUAAACUCAAGGUGUUAGCAAGGCUGCAUUCCUUUCUGGAGGUUCUAGGUGAGCCGAGAACUGUUUCCUAGGUUUCCAUAUUCUGCUCCUUCAGGUUAUUGGCCUGCAGGUGUCAGGCAUGGCAUGGGCACGGGGCACUGGCCAAGAAUUCAUUUCCUUGCAACAGUAGGGCCAAGAUCCCCAUCUUCUUGCCCGCUAUAAACUGAAGGUCAUUUUUUGGCUUCUACAGGCACCGCCAUUCUUUGGCUCAUGUACUCAUCCUCCAUCUUCAAAGCCAACAACAGCCGGUUGAGUCUUUCUCAUGAACCAUCUGUGGUUUUCUGCAGCCAGGAAAGCUUCAUGUAAUUAGGUUGGGUCCACCUGAAAAAUCCAUCGCAAGUUCCUUAAUCAUAUCUACAAAAUCUCUUUUGCCAUAUAAAGUAACAUUCACAGGUUCUGGGGGUUAGGGCAUGGACAUCCUGGAGAGAGGGUAUCAUUUUUCCACCUACUACAUUACCCUAACCAGAAACCAAAACAAAAUUACCAAGGUGUAUCAAAUAAAUGUACAAACAUAGUGAAUCUCAAGUUGUCUUAAACAUCCCAAUACUCCACAAAGUUACUCUUUCAACUUAAAAUAACAAAUCUACAAUAACAUACAAGUCUAGUUGGAAAUCCUGAUGCUAUCUUAAACAAUUUGAGUGUCAAAUGCAUAACAGAUUGUACCCAUGAUUAAACUGAACUCAAAACUAUCAAUACAUUGCUUCAUUUAAUCAUGCUUAUGUUGAGGUUUUCAUUUUAACUGUUAUCUUUUCAAAGUUAUAUACAUAACAUUUUGAAAGUGGAAUGGGUUUUUUUUUAAAGCCAACAAUAAAUGAUCAAUGCAGUC